Megalops cyprinoides (Indo-Pacific tarpon) is the source of this 1179-nucleotide messenger RNA. RefSeq lists its product as uncharacterized. The record is from RefSeq and is a predicted model, not a curated record. Lineage: Eukaryota; Metazoa; Chordata; Actinopteri; Elopiformes; Megalopidae. The coding region runs from base 82 to 1101 and encodes 339 amino acids. The transcript has 2 exons.
AGGCUGAAAUACCUCACACAGGUGUCUUCAAGGUGAGACAACUCAGUAAGCAAACUUCAUCACAAAUCACUUGUAAAUGCAAUGGAGGGGAUUGUGCCAAAGGAGAAGGGCAUUGAUUUUUGUGGUGAUAAAACUCACCACUACAUCAUCCGCUCAGACCUGGGCUGCUACAUGAAGUGUAGAGACUUUAACAAAGCAAGUGACAUCAGAAUAAUUGACCUGCACCCGGCCUGCCAGCACGGGGACCACUACGUUGCCGACAACAGCCACCAUUUCUACAUCAUCAAGGGCAACACCUACAGAAAGGUGUCCAGUCUUCUCACAGACGACAAUGCCGAGGUCCACGAUCUGCUGCCUAAAUACCAGGGAGGUGAUUUUUACCUGUCCGCAAACAAAAGGUUCUUUAUCAUCUAUAAAGAGAAAGGCAUUUUCAAAGUCACAUUUGAUCUGGGUAAAGAUGGAGAGGACGCUGAAUAUCCUCUUCAUGACAACUGUCACAACGGUCUGUAUUACUGGGGCACGGCCAAGCAGGGUUUCCUGGUGAAGCCCCCAGACGAAUGGGGCAGCAUCCAGUACUAUACAACCACCAACUUCAAGAGCGACCAGAACUCCUACCCUAUUGCCUUCCACCGAGACGUCAUCAACUUCCUGCCGGGUGGGCUGACUCUCACGCACGGCCCUUCCUUCGCUAUGUGGGAGAGCAUCAAAUCCAUCCACAACCAUUCCAGCACCCCCAUCGAGUGGAACAAGAAGAUCGUGAGGAAAGAGGGCUACGCGAAGGAGAAGAUGUCCAGCAUCGAGCACAACUGGGAGGUGGCGGCUUCCCUGUCGGGAGACAUCACAGCACUGAUCGUCAAAGCGCAGCUCGGCCUGAGCGCUAAGUAUGGGGGGAAAGGCAUUAACACCUCCAAAGAGACCUGGAACGAGGCCACCGAGGAGGAAGAGAGCAUCAAACUUACCCUCAAACCAAAAGAAAAGAUCUUCGUAUGGCAAUUUAAACUGGGCUUUGGAAGAGAGCCAGUUCUCUUCUGUCGUGAUCUUAAAUUUGAUCACAGCCCCGAUCCACCAACAGAGAUACCAUUCCCUCCAAUGAAGCCAUAGAACAGAUCAGUAUGGCCUCGUCCAUCAUCCCACAAUCCAGCUGAAAUGAUGAUCUAUGAAUAUGCUAACUCGGGAAGU